AUGCCAAAGUUGAACCAACCACCCUUUAUCGACUCGGAGUCGCAACGUCCGACGUUUUUCAAGCCCAAUCCGUUUCUCAAUGGGAAAAUCGUGCUCGAGGAGCACGUUGGUACUACUCUCUUCAAUGCGACUACAACUACUCCGUUCAUCGAGGGUAGUGGCGAACUAGGCUACUAUAAAGAAGCCUACGUGAAAGAUGUCGCCCACCGUCUCACGAGCAUUGAUGAUCGGAUCAAGCAUAUGGAUGAGGCUGGAAUUGCCAUUUCUGCAGUGUCUCUGGCUAUGCCUGGAAUCGAAGGUAUAUUCGAUACCGCUUUGGCUGUUGAAAUGGCAAGAAAGGUCAAUGACGACCUUUACCAUCUGUAUCGCACGGGCCCACAUGCCCAUCGUUUUCUCACCUGGGGUACGGUUGCGAUGCAAGAUCCGCACGAAGCUGCGAAGGAAGCAGAGCGGUGUGUCAAAGAUCUGGGAUGUUGUGGAAUUCUGAUCAAUGGUUACUGUAAUAUCGGCAGUGCCAACAAUGUUCAGUAUCUUGAUGAGCCGCAAUGCGAGCCAUUCUGGGCGAAGCUAGCUGAACUUGACGUACCCCUCUACUUGCAUCCUCGAAUCCCUCCACCUGAUCAAGUCCGCGUGUUCAGGGGCUCUGAAUUUCUGGCCGGAAGUCCUUGGGGCUUUGGCCGUGAGACUGCCGAGCAUGCACUCCGUCUGAUGCUCUCAGGCCUUUUCGAUAGGCAUUCCAACCUUCAAAUCGUGCUCGGCCACUGUGGGGAGGGCCUUCCAUUUUCUAUCGCCCGCACCGAUCACCGACUGCGGCAUUUCAAAGAUGGUGUAUCAGGCCCUCACAAACAUAGCCUGUGUCACUACUUUGCCAAGAAUUUCUGGAUCACAACUGCUGGUGUGCAGAAACAGAGCACAUUGGAGGCCACCAUCAAGGAAGUUGGAAUUGACCGGGUCAUCUUCAGUGUCGAUUAUCCAUUUGAAGAUAUGGUGGAAACUUCUCAGUGGUUUGAAGGCCUUGAGAUGGAUGAUUCUACAAGAGCGAAGCUUGCAUUUGGUAAUGCGAAGAAUCUAAUGCGGCUGAAAUAA
Molecule: messenger RNA, 1086 nt
Organism: Penicillium odoratum
Lineage: Eukaryota; Fungi; Ascomycota; Eurotiomycetes; Eurotiales; Aspergillaceae
Product: amidohydrolase family protein
Exons: 1
Coding region: 1-1086 (361 amino acids)
Biological process (GO): secondary metabolic process
Cellular component (GO): cytosol; cytoplasm
Molecular function (GO): carboxy-lyase activity; hydrolase activity
Source: RefSeq, a predicted model, not a curated record